Molecule: messenger RNA, 6870 nt
Organism: Chroicocephalus ridibundus (black-headed gull)
Lineage: Eukaryota; Metazoa; Chordata; Aves; Charadriiformes; Laridae
Gene: PGPEP1
Product: pyroglutamyl-peptidase I
Exons: 5
Coding region: 55-684 (209 amino acids)
Biological process (GO): proteolysis
Cellular component (GO): cytosol
Molecular function (GO): pyroglutamyl-peptidase activity
Source: RefSeq, a predicted model, not a curated record
GCGGGGCCGCGCGCUCAGUGCGGGGCGGCGGCAGCGGGACGGGACGGAGCCGCGAUGGAGAAGCCGCGGCGGGCGGUGGUGGUGACGGGGUUUGGUCCGUUCGGAGAGCACGCUGUUAACGCCAGUUGGAUUGCAGUUCAGGAGUUGGAGAAACUCGGACUGCGAGAUGAUGUGGAUCUGCACGUCUAUGAAGUCCCAGUUGAAUACCAGACAGUGCAAAGACUCAUUCCUGCAUUAUGGAAAAAGCACAGUCCUCAAUUGGUGGUUCACGUAGGUGUUUCGGGUAUGGCUACGACUGUAACUCUGGAGAAGUGUGGCCAUAACGUAGGUUAUAAAGGCUUAGACAACUGCCGUUUCUGCCCGGGCUCUCAGUGUUGCAUAGAAGGUGGCCCAGAAUGCAUCGAUUCCAUUAUUGACAUGGACACGGUUUGCAAGAGAGUCUCGGCACUGGGGCUGGAUGUCACGGUCACUAUAUCUAAGGAUGCCGGCAGAUACCUCUGUGACUUCACUUACUACACUUCCUUAUACCAGAGCCGCGGGAGGUCGGCUUUUGUUCACGUGCCUCCGCUGGGAAAACCGUAUACCGCAGAACAGCUGGGUCGGGCACUACAGGCUAUAAUAGAAGAAAUGCUUGAUGUUUUGGAGCAUUCUGAAGACAAAAUCACUUGUCAGCAUGAACACUGAAAGUGGGCAGAAGCUAUCCUAGUAUUGCACUUCCAAAAUUUUCCCUGCUACUGAAGUACUGGGAAAAAACGGUCUGAAACCUACAGGCCCAGAAUUGGAGACUUCAAAAAGAAAAAAUCUACUUCUAGAAAUUGACGUUUUUUGUCAAAUGUGUGCAUUUCAGCCUAGGCAACAAAGGAUUCAAAAUCUCUUCCUUAAAACACCUGCAACUACUCAUUUCUGAAGUGACUGAAGUGUGUGUGCUGUGCUUUAUCCUGAGCUUAUCUGUCAGCCGAGUGACAGCUACUGACCGGUCUAAUACAGCGCAGAUGGAAAGUUUCUCAUCUGGACUUGGCGUUCAGGUGCAGGGAAUUGAUAACCCAGUCUUCUAAUGACUAGUUCUUAAGUUGAAAGGUUUGCUUUUGGUUUUUAUCCUCUCUGGCCCAGAUUAUAGGUUGUAUUGUAAAAGUACAACUGAAAAGAGUUGGAAUGGUGUGGGUUUGUCUCUUGUAAAACAGCGUUUGGAGACGAGGAGUCUUUGAAAUGGCUUUGUGGAGAUGGAAAAAUAUUUUAGACACUGAUUUCUCACCCCACGCUGUCCAAAUAUCCGUAGGGUCCUCUGUAAUGUACUGGUUUAACUGGUAGCUGCAGAUAGAAGGGAUGUGUUUUGGGUUCCUUUUGUUGUGGAGCAGGAGAUAGCGCUUUUUUUUAUUUUGUACGCAGUAUGAGCCUAACUUGCGCCAAAUAUUUCCAAAUAUCUUUUUUAUUACACUCUCAAUGCCACCUUCCUCACUCCAGUCAACCAUAUACCUCCUGUACAAAACACAUUGUUUCGUAUGUGUAUAAAGCAAAUCAUUAGCGGUUAAAUAGCUUUGCUAAAGGCCACUUUCUCCGCAGGAGAUCUUUAUCCUAGACUUGGUGCUAGCUGUUAUUUUUAAGGUGAAGGUUGAGUAAUUUAUAACUUCCUUAGUUAUAAAUUUCCAUUCUUUUUAAAGGUUAGAAGAGUAAUGUUUAACUUAAAUUCUAAGUUGCCACCUUGAUUUAUUAUAGGCAUAAAUAUGCAAGAGUGCGGAUUCGAAGACAUUCUGCCAAUCGAAUCUAAAAUCUUAAACCUCUUCCCACUGUCUGUAAACCAGAGGCGAUUAUUUGAAAACUAAGAAUUUUGCUUAGAAUGAGGAUUCCGGACGGUUUAUUAGUGUCCCCCUCCCAAUGGGAGGGUACAAAGUGCUGCUUCUAGUCUGAACUUUCCCAGUAAUUAAUUUGGGGAAGUGUACUUGCAGGUUCUAAGCAGGACUUCAAAAGCAGUAGGCGCUAGUGGUGCUUGUAGGUUUGCUUCCAAAUGACGAGACUCCAGCGAAAGGUGGAGACAGAUGACGUUACAGUGGGAACGGACACAAAAUUGGUAAUUGGUGACCGGUAGGUCUCAUUGAGGGGCCAUUUAAAUGGAGAGGUCUGCGAUUUGAUUCUAAUACUUUUACAAAUAUAUAUAUAUAUAUGUAAAACAACAUUUUGAAAUGUUUUAGAAUACCAUUAUUUUAAUUUUUCUAAUUGUGAAUGAUUCUGCUAUAGUAUCUCUCAGUGAGAGCUGCCGUUAACUUGCUGUUUGCCAGUGGAAGUCUGGUGGCAAAGGAAAUACCACUUCUCCGUGUAACCCUUGAGCGAGGACGGGGACUUCUGCAGUUGUAAUAACUUUGCUGAGGGGACCUGUGGACAAAGAUUUUUGGAUAGACUUCAGUUUACUGAGGAAAUUACCGCUGUAUUCACUGUACAGGCUUUCCUGAUCAAAAGAGUUUGCCUUCAAAGUAAAUAUUCUCUUUUGCAUUCGAAUACAACGUAGCACUUGUCAGAUUGUCAGCAGGCAGGCGGGCUUUCUGAUUAGUAAUUUAUUAUAUUUAAUAUUUUGUUUAAAUAUUUGUGGUUUGACAAGUUUUCGCAAAUAGUUGAGCUACUUAUCUUGUAGGUUGAUUCCUUUAUCUGGUAAGAAGUUUUUGUCAGUGUAUCUUAGCUGCUAAACUUUUAAAAGAGGAGUAAUUCGCAUAUUCUGCUAAAUUCAGCAAUUAUUUUAAGUAAUUUUCAGUAAGGCUAUUUAAUUUACACGUAAUGUAGAUGUGAAAGAAACGGGAGGGGAAGUUCAACAGUUUAGCGAGGUGAUAACAAAAGGAAAAAAAAUGGUGGUGGGAUGGAGGCGGCCGUAGGAAGGGCUGGUUGGAGCCGCGAUGCCCGCGGAUGCCGAGGGGAAGCUUUCUCUGCUGCCAUCCCUCGCCUUGAGCAGAGCAGGGGGAGCAGGUUGGGCUCUGGUGAUGAUAAAUGUCUCUGAGAUGAUGAUAAAGAAGCGGAAUGUGCCCUAUCUGUCCGUGUCUCUCGAACAUUUCUGCUUCCUUUGAGCGUACGAGUGGGCAGCCUUGGAGAUCACCCCUGGAUGUGGCUCCAAAUUCACCGUCAGGGAAGGCAGACGUGGGGAGAACAGCUUUCCACGCCGGCUUAUUCCGCCUGUGGAGUUACAUCCUGCCCGACAUCUGUGGAUGUUCUUUCUUGGGUGAUCUCUGCUGUCCAAGGGGAAGAUCUCGAGCCAGUUUCUGUGCCUGCUGUUUGUCUAAGGACUGCGGUGGUUGACUUUCUACGUGUCAGUGUUUAAAAAAAAAAAAAAAAAAAAAAAAAAAAAAAAAUCUCAUUUUUGGAAAUACGUUGCUUUGAGCAUCACUUCGAGCUGUGUGCUUCCUCAUAAUCUGUUUUUUUUUUGGUGAAGCUUCCAUGUGAUUGGUUUCUUAGAAAACAUAAUUUAUUUUAUAAUCUUUUUGGGUUUUUGAGAAUUAGUCCUCAGAGAUUGUAUUUGUAAAGGGUGUCUUGGUGGUAGAGAAAUUUUGUAUAGUGAAACUUUUAAAAGUGGCAUUAAACUAAUUUUAUUUAAUCUGACCUAAAUUAAAUACUUUUGGUUUUUUUGAAGUUUUUUGUUAAAUUCAUUAAUUCAUAAUGCUUUUCCAAUAGGUGCAUAUUUUCUUUGGAAAUGCGACUUCCAACUGAUGCAGAGCUUCAGAAAGCUGAUGUUUUGUGUCAUGCUUACUAUCUGCUUUCUCUUCCAGAUCAUCAAUAAAUAGAAUUUGCUAAUUUGCACUGACUGGGAGACCUGUUGCCAGCCGCACAAAAAAAUCCGUGCUAGCGCGUAAGUGUAGGAUAUUCAGGUUUAGUGUUAAUUACUGUGCCUGCAAUUUGUAAAAUGUAAAAGCUGGUGAAGUUUUAGAAUCCUGUGACUGCAAAAUUGUCUCUGGGGAUACGCUUCACGGAGAAAAACGGGGCUGAGAAUAUUUUGUGCAGAAGAGAGAAUUUAGGGAGGUUCCACUGUGUCGGGUCUGAUGUCAUUUUAUCUGCUUGCCAACAGCUGGGAGGAGGAACUGGUUAAGGUGUUGGUGAAGUUUGGUGAUGACAAUUUAAUUGUUUCAGUUAUUAAAUGCUGCGGAGGAUUUUGAGGAACUCCAGAUACUCGUAAACUCCUUCAUAAUUUGGCGACUGUGAUGUCGGGAGAUACUUCCUUUGAAUGAAACUUGGCAAUCUGCUUUAUAAAACCCAGCAAAAAGAAACUCUGAGCUUGAAAAUUACCUUAAAGACUUGCAGGGAGCUUGAUGAUCCUUAUGGGUCUCUUCCGACUCGAGAUAUUCUGUGCUUUUAUGAUCCCGGUUGAAGGUAAACACCUUCAACCAGGUGUUGGAGCUGUUUGGGGGGUGGGUUUUGGCAGCUUUUGGAAGAGGAUAUCAAAAUCUGUAAGAUCAUAUAGAGCGGUUUAUGCUUAUCUGGAGUAUUCCCCAACCUAAUUGCUUCCUCCUAAGCGUGGUAGUGGUGGGAAAGGAUGAAAAGGUCAUGAAGAUGGUUAGAGGUGUUGAGUGUGGUUGGGACAUGAGACUGCAGCCGAGAACUGCUGGGCUUCAAGAGUCCUUCCAGGAGGGACCUGACUGAGGGUGUCCAAAAGUUUAAGGCUUGGUGAAAACUAACCGGUUGCUCUGCUUUCGCCCCGAAGAGGAGGGAAAUCCAAAGGCAAGGUGUCUUAGAGUAAAUUGGAGGUAAAUGCUUCCCGGCUGACGCCUUGCAGAAACUGAGGCGGCGUUCGCAGCCUCGCGUUGUGAAGCGUAGCCUGACGCGUCGGGUGCUGCCCGCAGCAGGAAAACGGACUCGUUGAACCAGGGCUCUGAUCUAAUAUGUCAACUUAUCUUUAUCUCCGUAGGGUUUGUACUGCCCGUGCUGUGGUAAGUCAGGUAGGAAACUCUUACUAUGUGUAUUUCCUUACCUAGACAGUCGGGCUUAGAUGUAGCAUUCAAACUCCAGUGUGUCUCUCGCUGCUCUGCCGGUUGCACGGGCAAUAUUUAACCUUUUAGUGCCUCAGUCGCCUGGCAAAGGGGAUUAUUCCGGGCCACUGUCAAGCAGUGCCAUGCCUGGAAUAAAAGCCCAAGAGCUUCCAGGCCUGCAGACUCGCAAAUGGACAGCACAGACUCCCAGUGUUGUUAUUUUUUUUUUAAUGCAAAGGCUAAAAAAAGUUAAAAUCCAGUGAAGUUUCUUCUAAUACUCAAAUAACCUUCAUUUGAUUUGAGCGCGUGAUUCGUUGAGCUGGCACGCGGGCUUUCUUAUGAAAUGUGUAAGAGGAAUUGCAGUAGGAGGAGCUUCUUGAAACCAAAAAAGGGAAACCGUAAAGGACCUGAAUUGGUAAUUCCCCGCAAGCGCAAGAGCUAGCGCUAGACUAGAGCAGCCGUUAUGGCCUGACCCCGUUCUUUCGUGGCUUGACUUGCUGUGACUCCUGCAUCUUUUUUAUCUUGUAGUGUGUUUCUAACUCGUAGCCACGCAGCUGAUCCUCAGACACCGAGCCGCUUUAGGAGCGAGCGGUAGAGUUUGAAAGCUGGCUGGAAACCAGUAAGUUCAGGCGUAGAAAGUACACUUGUGUGGGUUUUUUUAAUUACGAUUUUCAGAUUUUCAUCCCGCAGUGCAGAUAAUAAAAUUGCCGGCAGUUAAUUUGCACAUACUUUCACAAAGUAACUUCCUUCGUAUUGUCUCCUUUACUUACGUUAAUAUGCUAUCUGAUAAUAUUUUAAUGAGAGAAAUUUCAGAGUUGCGAAGGCUUUCUUUCCUAUCUGUUGGCUUGGAUAAAAUACCCCUAGCUGAUACCAUAAGUACGCAUCCUGGCAUAGAUGUAUUUGUUGUUUUUGCACCAGAAACCCUAAUGUUUUGCAGUAUAAAGUGCACUUUUUCUUAAAAAAACCCACUUAUAUUCAUGUCUGGUUAGUGUCUUAUGUGAUGAAAGUGAUAUUCUGCCAAACCUCCAAAGCAGAAACAAAGCUGAGGAUAUUGUUAAUUCUUCAUCGUAUUAAUUGGAACCUGAGAUCGGCUUCCGCUCAGUCUAUUUUAAGACAAAGUAGAGAAGAAAAUGCCUCCCCGUAGGUAGGAAUUAAACAUAGGAAAUGAAACUAUACACUGCCCUUAAGUACAACUCUGCUCCUUAAGUACAUGUUCAGGUUUUCUAUUGCACCAGCUUCUUAAAUCGCAAAUGUUUACUUUGAUUAAACAGGGAGUGCCUUGUCCUGUGCUGGGCUCACCUUGGGGGAGCAGAGUGGUGGUGAUGGGGACGGAUGAGCCAUUUGCACAGAAGGUGGGUGGAAAGACUGGGCGUUCGGCACUGGGAGAAACUGCCGAACUUGUUCGGGAUGCCCUUUGUCCAAGGAUGCUCUUCAGAAACUGCACUGAGUUGAGUUCUCGAGGUUUUUCUGACACACACUCGGCCCUGACAAAGGGAAAAACAAGAGUAUUUGCCACUUCCUUGUCCCUCUCGGUUAGGCUGGCCAAAUUCGUGAAGGUUUUUCUGUCUCUCCUUUAUGGUUAGGUGUUUCGUUCGGACUCCGUUAUGCAUGUUACAGCAUCACUCAGCCUCUCGGGUCCUCCGUUCGUUAACUGUGGUGAAAUAAACAGUUGUCUGUCUGGGUACCUCAGGUGUUGCCAAUCUCAUGCUUAUCAGGACUCUCGGAGCUACGAUUCUAAAUCUGUUGGGGCUUCUGUUUUUCUCAGUGUGUUCUUGCAGUGCCUUGUAAAACCAAACAAUCUCGUGUGUCACAAAAAGGGCUGUGUAAUAAAGAACCGUUAAACGUACUUUCAGCUUGCUAUUGCUAGACUGGACUUUGUAACUGAGAAUUUAAACCGAUGUUUCAAAGUAAAUAAAGAGUUUAACUCUGACUC